Messenger RNA from Coregonus sp. 'balchen', 5420 nucleotides. NCBI's taxonomy places the organism in Eukaryota, Metazoa, Chordata, Actinopteri, Salmoniformes, Salmonidae. The record is from the annotation of a GenBank genome assembly.
AUGGAAUGGUUACAGCAGCUACCUUCCCCUGAGCACCUUGAACAGGUGAAUGGGGAAACUAGGAUUACGCUUGGGGCUAACCGCACAGGCGCACUGCCCCUGUGUGGCCCAAACUCUCCACAGACCCUGGACACAGCAGCUGAUAUCAUAUGGACUGCACAGGAGGUGGAGGCAGUGGGCUCUGACUUUGGAGACCUGCUGGGGGUUGUUGAGGGCAGUGGGGCGGAGAGGUCGAGGUCCCCCAUCUCGAUGGUAUCAAGGAAUGGGACUGGCAGCCAACAGAAUGGAGGGGAAGAGGAGAGACUGGAGAAGGUGAAGACCAGCCACAGCAGACAAGACAGUCCAGCUGCUGCUACCAACUACACAGGUAAGAGUACAUUUAAAUACAUGUGGCGUUGGUUAUAUUCGAAAUAAGACGCUAAGCGGGAGGUGAUGUGCUUCACUGUAAUGUUUUGGACUUAUAGUGAAUACAUCAGCAGAGCAUAUGGGUACGUCCUGGUCCAAGAUCAGUUUUAGCUGUCUUGUUGCAAACUGCUAUUGUCGUUGGCACAAACAGAUUUGGGUUGAGGUGAGGGUGAUACGAGUCUGUACAAGAAUGUCCUCCUAUUAAUCGUCGUGAUGCUCAGAUGGGUGUUGUGUGUGUGUGUCUCUCUCUGUGUGUCAGACCUGUCUCGCACGUCAUCUGCCUCACUGUCAGAGCAGCUGUGUUUGGGCCGGGACGAGGCCACCGGCCCUGGGAUCAACGUGGAGUGUAGGAUCUGUGGGGACAAAGCUUCAGCGUUUCACUACGGUGUGCAUGCUUGCGAGGGCUGCAAGGUGAGAGCGAUUCCGCCGAUCUACCAAUGGGUCUUCUUCAUCAGAAAAACAUUAGCCUAAUGUUCUUAGGUCUUAAAUCUUGGAGGUUUUGGCAUGGCUGCUAACAUCCUCAACCAGAGCUUAGCUUGAGUUUAGUUUGUGUCCUGUGUGGCAGCAUUCCAGCCAUUGAAGUUAGUUAACCUGAAACUCAAGUUCAUUGACCACCUCUGUCUGUGUGUGUAUCAUGUGGUCCAGGGCUUCUUCCGGCGGACCCUUCGGUUGAGGCUGGAGUAUGAGCGCUGUGAGAGAGCCUGUAUGAUCCUGAAGAAAAACCGUAACAAGUGCCAAUACUGUCGCUUCCAGAAGUGCCUAGCCCUUGGCAUGUCACAUGAUGGUGAGAAUAGGACUGACACUGGUGGGAAAGUUUGAAUAUGAUACUUUGACACAUUACAAGCUGCUUAAUGUAACAAUUUCAUUACCUAGUUACCAGUAUUUCAAUAUUCUCAAUAACACAUCUUGUUUUUCUUCUCAGGCAUAUUUACUUACAUUCACACACGCAUCAUUUGGGUUAUAUAGAUCAACAUUGACUGUUUAUUUUUUGUACUUUAAUGCUAUCCUGUCUGUUUCCCCAGCGAUCCGUUAUGGGCGUAUGCCGGAGGCUGAGAAGAAGCUUAUGGCUGGCCUGCUAGCUGAGGAGCUAGAUACCCAACACCCUGGAGGCUUGGACCUCAAGACCCUUACUAAACAGGUGUACCAAGCCUACCUGCAGAACCUCAUCAUGACCAAGAAGAAGGCCCGCAGUAUCCUCACCGGCAAGACCAGCUGCACAUCGGUAAAAAUAAAAUAGUGUUUGUCACAUGAGCCGACUACAACUGGCGUAGACCUGCUUGCUUACGAGCCCUUCCCAACUAUGCAGAGUUUUAAAAUAAAAUAGUAACACGAGAAAUAAAAACGCAUAAAUGGAGCUAUUACCAGAUCAAUGUGCAGAGGUAUGAGGUAGAUAUGUACAUGAAGGCAGGGUAAAGUGACUAGGCAUCAGGAUAGAUAAUAAGGUAUUUGAGGUAGAUAUGUACAUGAAGGCAGGGUAAAGUGACUAGGCAUCAGGAUAGAUAAUAAGGUAUUUGAGGUAGAUAUGUACAUGAAGGCAGGGUAAAGUGACUAGGCAUCAGGAUAGAUAAUAAGGUAUUUGAGGUAGAUAUGUACAUGAAGGCAGGGAACUAGGCAUCAGGAUAGAUAAUAAUAAUAAGGUAUUUGAGGUAGAUAUGUACAUGAAGGCAGGGUAAAGUGACUAGGCGUCAGGAUAGAUAAUAAUAAUAAGGUAUUUGAGGUAGAUAUGUACAUGAAGGCAGGGAACUAGGCAUCAGGAUAGAUAAUAAUAAGGUAUUUGAGGUAGAUAUGUACAUGAAGGCAGGGUAAAGUGACUAGGCGUCAGGAUAGACAAUAAUAAGGUAUUUGAGGUAGCUAUGUACAUGAAGGCAGGGUAAAGUGACUAGGCAUCAGGAUAGAUAAUAAUAAGGUAUUUGAGGUAGAUAUGUACAUUAAGGCAGGGUAAAGUGACUAGGCAUCAGGAUAGAUAAUAAUAAGAUAUUUGAGGUAGAUAUGUAGAUGAAGGCAGGGUAAAGUGACUAGGCAUCAGGAUAGAUAAUAAGGUAUUUGAGGUAGAUAUGUACAUGAAGGCAGGGUAAAGUGACUAGGCAUCAGGAUAGAUAAUAAUAAGGUAUUUGAGGUAGAUAUGUACAUGAAGGCAGGGUAAAGUGACUAGGCAUCAGGAUAGAUAAUAAUAAGGUAUUUGAGGUAGAUAUGUACAUGAAGGCAGGGUAAAGUGACUAGGCAUCAGGAUAGAUAAUAAUAAGGUAUUUGAGGUAGAUAUGUACAUGAAGGCAGGGUAAAGUGACUAGGCAUCAGGAUAGAUAUAAAUAAUAAUAAUAAUAAUAAGAGUAAAAUAAAGAACAGAGUAGCAGAAGCAAAUGAGUGUAAAAGUGUGUAUAAUGUGUAUGUACAUUGCAUUCGGAAAGUAGUCAGACCUCUUGACUUUUUCCAUCGUUUGUUACGUUACAGCCUUAUUUUAAAAUUGAUUUAAAUUGCUUUUUUCCCUCCUCAACCUACACACAAUACCUCAUAAUGACAAAGCAAAAACAGGUUUUUAGAAAUGUUAGCAAAUGUAUAAAAAAAAAAAAUGGAAAUAUUACAUUUGCAUAAGUAUUCAGGCCCUUUACUCAGUGCUUUGUUGAAGCACCUUUGGUUGCGAUUACAGCCUUGAGUCUUCUUGGGUAUGACACUACAAGCUUGGCACACCUGUAUUUGGGGAGUUUCUCCCAUUCUUCUCUGAAGAUCCUCUCAAGCUCUGUCAGGUUGGAAAGGGCGAGUCGAUGCACAGCUAUUUUCAGGUCUCUCCAGAGAUGUUCGAUCAGGUUCAAGUCCGGACUCUGGCUGGGCCACUCAAGGACAUUCAGAGACUUGUCCCAAAGCCACUCCUGCAUUGUCUUGGCUGUGUGCUUAGGGUCGUUGUCCUGUUGGAAGGUGAACCUUCGCCAUAGUCUGAGGUGCUGAGCGCUCUGGAGCAGGUUUUCAUCAAGGAUCUCUCCGUACUUCGCUCCGUUCAUCUUUCCCUUGAUCCUGACAAGUCUUCCAGUCCCUGCCGCUGAAAAACAUCCCCACAGCAUGAUGCUGCCACAAUGCUUCACCGUAGGGAUGGUGAAAGGUUUCCUCCAGACGUUAUCCUUUGCAUUCAGGCCAAAGAGUUCAAUCUUGGUUUCAUCAGACCAGAGAAUCUUGUUUCUCAUGGUCUGAGAGUCUUUAGGUGCCUUUUGUCAAACUCCAAGUGGGCUGUCGUGCCUUUUACUGAGGAGUGGCUUCCGUCUGGCCACUUUACCAUAAAGGACUGAUUGGUGGAGUGCUGCAGAGAUGGUUGUCCUUCUGGAAGGUUCUCCCAUCUCCACAGAAGAACUCUGGAGCUCUGUCAGAGUGACCAUCGGGUUCUUGGUCACCUCCCUGACCAAGGCCCUUCUCCCCUGAUUGCUCAGUUUGGCCGGGUGGCCAGCUCUAGGAAGAGUCUUGGUGGUUCCAAACUUCUUUCAUUUAAGAAUGAUGGAGGCCACUGUGUUCUUGGGGACCUUUAAUGCUGCAGAAAUGUUUUGGUACACUUCCCCAGAUCUGUGUCUCGACACAAUCGUGUCUCGGAGCUCUACGGACAAUUCCUUCGACCUCAUGGCUUGGUUUUUGCUCUGACAUGGACUGUCAACUGUGGAGCCUUUAUAUAGACCGGUGAGUUUAUUUCUAAAUCAUGUCCAAACAAUUGAAUUGGCCACAGGUGGACUCCAAUCAAGUUGUAGUUACAUCUCAAUUUGGAGUGUCACGGCAAUGAGAUUUCUGUAUUUCAUUUUCAAUAAAUGUGUUCAAAUUUCUAAAUAUGUUUUAACUUUGUCAUUCUGGGGCAUUGUGUGUAGAUUGGUGAGGAGGGAUAAUCUAUUUUAAAUUCAGGCUGUAACACAAGAAAAUGUGUAAGUCAAGGUGCCUGUACAGUAUUACUUUAGUGCAUUGUUGCAAACGAUGCAUGUUUUGGAAUAUUUGUAUUCUGUACAGGCUUCAUUGUUUUCACUCUGUCAAUUAGGUUAGUAUUGUGGAGUAUCUACAAUGUUGUUGAUCCAUUCUCAGUUUUCUCCUAUCACAGCCAUUAUACUCUUAACUGUUUUAAAGUCACCAUUGGCCUCAUUGUGAAAUACCUGCGCGGUUUCCUUCCUCUUUGGCAACGAAGUUAGGAAGUAUGCCUGUAUCUUUUGUAGUGACUGGAUGUAUUGAUACACCAUCCAAAGUGUAAUUAAUAACUUUACCUCAUCUCAUCCCUUUGAGCAUGGUUGUCAUUCAAAAAUCAUGUUAAACACUAUUAUUGCACAUAGUGAGUCCAUGCAACUUUUGUGACUUGUUAAGCAAAUUAUUACUCCUGAACUUAUUUAUGCUUACCAUAACAAAGGGGUUGAAUAUCUAUUGACUUAAGACAUUUCAGCUUUUCAUUUUUUAAUUAAUUUGUACACAUUUCUAAAAACACAAUUCCACUUUGAUAUUAUGUGAGUGUGUGUGUAGGCCAGUGACAAUAUCUCAAUUUAAUCAAUUUUAAAUUCAGGCUAACACAACAAAAUGUGGAAAAGGUUAAGGGGUGUCAAUACUCUGAAGACACUGUAUGUUUAUGGUCACAACUCAAAACAACCCCUCUGAGUUUUGAUGAUGGGGAUGUUUUUUAUGGUUGCACCAAUCUAGAUGACUGUUACUAGUAACCUCAUGCAAAAGUUUAGUGGCUUAUUUGAAAAGGGUAUUUGUAGAGCUCUGACGUUUACAGACUGCCUCUCAUCAAUCUGUUUUUCAUAAUGAUUUUAACUUGACGUGAACACUUACAUAUAGAUGUUUUUGUCUAUCCUGAGACCUAUAACAAGCUAAAGAGUUUUAUAAGAGGAACAUUAAAGAUGAAUGCUUUCUCUCUGUCCCCUCAGACAUUUGUGAUCCAUGAUGUGGACACCCUGUGGCAGGCAGAGAGUGGUUUAGUAUGGGACCAGUUAGUCCCGGGUGCGCCCCUCACCAAGGAGAUAGGGGUACACGUGUUCUACCGCUGUCAGUGCACCACGGUGGAGACC